AUGGCUAACAGAUUGUCUUUGGUGCUAAAUACUUUGGUUGGUCCUAAGCAAAGUGUAUUUGUGAAAGAUAGGAAAAUUCAAGAUGCUUUAAUUUUGGCUCAUGAAAUGAUUGAGGACUUUAAAGGACCAAGACAUGCCUCCAUGGCUUUAAAGGUGGACAUAAAGAAAGCAUAUAAUUCAGUUUCAUGGGAUUUUUUGCUAAAGAUACUGAAGGGGUAUGGUUUCAGUGCUAGAGAAGAAAUUUCAGUGACACAUGCUGCUGCUCAAACUCAACCUACAAUGAAUCUUGUUUUCUUUGCUGACGACCUUUUGAUUGCCUAUAAAGCUUCUGUCCCUAAUGCUAAAGCUUUAGUUGGUUUAUUUAAAAACUUUGAGGAGUUAUCAGGGUUACAAAUCAGUCAACAGAAAAGCACUGUUAUAUUUUCAAGGGCAGUGAGAAGGAAACAAACAUUGCUUAGAGUUUUGAAAUGCUCUGAAGAACAGUUUCCCAUCAAGUAUUUGGGGUUGCCUCUAAGCCCUUAUGGAUUGAAGAAAGCAAACUGUCAAUGUUUAAUUGAUAAAGUCUCAGGGAAGAUUAACUGCUGGUGUACCAAGAUGCUCUCUGUUGCUGGUAAGGUGGAACUUAUUAGAUCCACUAUUAAUCCUAUCUUUCUGUAUUGGUGCAGUAUAUAUACUGUUCCUGUUUUUGUGAUCAAUCAACUGCAAAAAAUGUGUAGGAAUUUUAUAUGGGGUAGUACUGAUCAUUCCAAAAAACUACAUCUCAUGAGUUGGGAUAUGAUUACUAGAGAUAAGGCUGAAGGUGGGCUUAGGUUGAGAAAACUUGUGAAUAUUCAGUCUGCUUCAAAAGUUGUUCUUACUUGGGAUUUUUUGACAAGUAAAGAUAGACUUUGGGUGUCUUGGUUCAGGAAUAAAUACACUUCUCAAUCAAAUUACUGGAAUGUCAUUCCUAAGAUCACUCAUUCUGUUAUUUGGAAAGCUAUGCUGGAGAUUAGAGAUCCUAUGUUGCAGCAUGUCAAUUUCUGUAUUGGGAAUGGUCUGAUGUUUAAUAUGCAAGAUCCUCGGUGUGAUGGUCUGACUUUUUCUCAAAGAUUUGGACAUAGAGUGUUAAGGUCUCUAAAUACUCCUAAAACUGCUACAUUGAGCAGGUUACUGAGAAAUGGUACUUGGGAUUCGAAUUGA
Molecule: messenger RNA, 1179 nt
Organism: Cornus florida
Lineage: Eukaryota; Viridiplantae; Streptophyta; Magnoliopsida; Cornales; Cornaceae
Exons: 2
Coding region: 1-1179 (392 amino acids)
Source: RefSeq, a predicted model, not a curated record